UCUCGUCGCGCCUUUUACGCGUAUUCGCAUUUCUUUAUUGAAAGACGGGAUACAGACCGCUAAGUUCAAAAUUAACGUCGACGCGAGUUAGGUUUACACGGAAAUCGGUUGAAAUGACAGGCUAAAUCAAGUGCAAGAAAAUUUUUUCGCGAUAGUGUGACAUUGAGCAGAAGGUUUAAUGUGUGCGGGGAAUAAAAACAUAGAAAGUGUUGAUCGUCGAUACAAUUUGAAUUGAUUAAAAAGUGCAACUUAACCGUGUUCAACAUGUCCUCCACCAAUAAACAGCGGCAUCCAAGUUUUCGACAAAAUUGAAGUUUCAUAGGCCUAAAAGAUCAAAGCCAAGCCGAAGGCGGAACGUCAUACUCAUACGAUCGCAAUUACAGCUCCUCAUCCGUUCGACAUGCGGCUUCUGACGAUUUCCGAGCUAGUCGCGGUUUCAUUGUUGCUUCUCGCCGUUUUGCAUAAAGGAGUUCGAGCGAAUUGGUGGUCGCUCGGAAUAGAGCAGCAACGCGUGGAGCCACGAGUGAUAAGCCACCCUGGGCAUCAUGAUCUCAUGAGCGUCGACUCGAUGUCGGCCCAGCACAGCGUGCUCGGCCUCUCGAACGCCGAGCGAUACUGCAAGAAUGCCCAUCUCACGGCUAAGCAACAGGUCAUAUGCAUACAGUCACCGCAGGUUUUACAGGCCAUAAGCUCCGGCGCGAGACUGGCCAUCGAGGAAUGCCAGCACCAGUUCAAGGGCGCCAGAUGGAACUGCACCGUCGAUCCCGACAGCGCCGACAACAUCUUCGGUGGCGUCAUGCUCGCAAACAGUCGAGAGGCGGCGUUCGUGUACGCCAUAUCGGCCGCCGGGGUCGCCUACAGCGUGACCCGCGCCUGCUCCCGCGGCGAGCUGACCGACUGCUCGUGCGACAAUCGCGUCAGGAGCCGGCAGCGAUCCAGCAAUUGGCAGUGGGGCGGCUGCAGCGAGGACAUUCACUUCGGGGAGCGAUUCUCUCGCGAAUGGUCGGAGGCGGGCGAGGAGCCGGUGAAGGACGGGGCGAUCGACGGACCCAACGGACUGGCCGGCCUACUCAUGAGGCGACACGACAGCGAAGCAGGCCGCAGGGCCGUACGUUCGCGCAUGCAGAGAGUUUGCAAGUGUCACGGAAUGUCGGGCUCGUGCAGCGUGCGGGUCUGCUGGCGCAGGCUUCCCCCGUUCAGGGCGGCCGGCACGGCGCUGGCCCAGCUGCACGAGGGCGCGGCUCUGGUCAGACUGGCGCAACGCGGCCCGAGACGUCCGGCCCGCCUCAAGCCCGCCAGGCCCGAGCUCAAGCGGCCCAACAAGACCGACCUCGUUUACUUGGACGACAGUCCGGACUACUGCGAGCGUAAUCUCACACUCGGCAUACCGGGCACGCGCGGCAGGAUCUGCAAUCGCACGAGCCUGGGCCUGGACGGCUGCCGCCUGCUGUGCUGCGGCCGCGGCUACCAGACGCGGGUGCGCGAGGUCGUCGAGAAGUGCAACUGCCAUUUCAUCUGGUGCUGCGACGUCAAGUGCGACAUGUGUCGUCACAAGCGCGAGGAGCACAUCUGCAAUUAAACUACUCCGAGCGAUUUUACGUUAAACUAAUGAAUUCGGCCGCACCCAAGCGCGUACUUCGUUAUAUAUCUACGACGAAUAUUUGUAAUUUUUCACCCUACGUAAAGGCAGCAAAAACUUCCGUCGAUCUAUGGAAGCAAGUGCUGCAAUAAUGUUGAGCACGUAAAAAGACUUGCACAUUGUGUCAUUUAUUAAUUAGGAAAUUGAAGUAUGCCAAAAUAACUCCGAAUAAACCUAUAAUUUCUUUUUCUCUCUUUGUGAUUUUCGCAACCAACGAUUUAAAAUACACUAAAUACGAGUUUCGUGUACUGUUUUUAUAAAAAGUAUGAUAUUUUCCUAACACUCUACCAAUCGCAUGCAUGACAUUCAAUUCAUUCGAGAUCUUCUUUUUUUUAAUAAUCCUUCAAACUCUUUUUCUUUUUAAAUAAAAUAUAAUAUAAUCUUAUAGCGAUUGAUGUUUAUACAAUUAAAAAAUCGAAAAACAUAAAAACAACACUGCCAUUACAUGACUCUG
Molecule: messenger RNA, 2093 nt
Organism: Trichogramma pretiosum
Lineage: Eukaryota; Metazoa; Arthropoda; Insecta; Hymenoptera; Trichogrammatidae
Product: protein Wnt-1-like
Exons: 7
Coding region: 401-1579 (392 amino acids)
Biological process (GO): cell fate commitment; multicellular organism development; canonical Wnt signaling pathway
Cellular component (GO): extracellular region
Molecular function (GO): cytokine activity; frizzled binding
Source: RefSeq, a predicted model, not a curated record